CGUUUUCAAAAUUUUGAAAACCCCUCGCUCUGUCUCUGUCUCUGUCUCUGUCUCUGUCUCUGAUAAUUUCGGCGCAACUUUAUCUCUCUAGGGUUCCAAAUCCGACAUUUCUGUUCCUCUCUUUAUCUACUCUCCAACUCCAGCGUUGAAUUCGUAGGGAAAUUUGGAAUUCUCGACUGCUCUGGGUCCGAAUUGUUAUGUCACUAUUCUUUGGUGGCUAGCGUUGCUUAAUUGAAGAUUAGAUAUGGUGGAUGCUCUUAAAGAAAGUAAUGGCAACGGUUGUCGAAGUUAUUUUGAGAGUUUAGUAGAAUCCUCUGAUGUUGAGGAGGUGAAGGCUAAUGGCGUUGCAGUCGAUGCUGAAGCUGGUCCUUCUGGAUUGGGAGGCGAUAGUUUGCUUACUUACAAAAGGCGGAAGUGUAUCAAGGUUAUGGAGUGUGGGAAGGUUUCUGAUGAUUCGGCGAGUCAGCUGAGUGAGAAGAAAGAUGCAGAUUGUUCCAAUGAUUGCUCACUCAAGCACAAAAGAAACAUUAUUCUGGAUCAAAUCUGCCAGCCGCUCAAUAGUGGUGGAUUGAAGAAAUGCAUUAAAAAUGCCCUUGUUUUUCCAGAAGGAAGUGGUACUGGAACUUCUGCGAAGGAUUCUGUUUGUUCUAGUGAAGACUGGGGCAAAAGCACAUCUCAAACUGGGACUGUGCUUGAUGGUCUCCAGAAUGCAACUAAGUCCAAUUUUGGUUUGACAUCUAGCGGAUUAGUCAAUGGACCUAAUACUACAACAUUCACAGAGCGCUGUACUUCCACCUUUGUGGAUGUUUUUAUGUCAGAACAGUUUGCACAGCUAUGCAGUUUACUCCUUGAAAAUUUCGAAGGCAUAAAGGCUGACAUUUUUUUUGAUUUGAAUCGUAUAAACACAAGGAUGAAGGAGAAAGUAUAUGAAAAGUCACCACUGCUAUUUCAGUCUGAUGUUCAAGAGAUUUGGGCGAAGCUCCAAAAGAUUGGCUCUGAUAUAACUGCUCUUGCAAAGUGCCUAUCAGACAAAACUAUAACUUCUUUCCACGAACAGUAUCCUCAGGCAAGCAACCCUGAUCAAAGCAUCUCCGAGGGUGCAAAACAUGAGUUCCUUGUGCACACUAAACCGGAGGUGGCAGAGACAUGUGGUCUUGAUGAAGCCCAUACCUGCAGGCGUUGUAGGGAAAAGGCAGAUGGAAGAACUGGUUUAGUCUGCGAUUCAUGUGAGGAGAUGUAUCAUAUCUUCUGUAUUGAGCCUGCCAUUACAGAAAUCCCUAGUAGAAGUUGGCACUGUGCCAACUGUAUAGCAAAGGGAAUUGAAACCUCACAUGAGAACUGCGUAGCUUGUGAGAGGCUAAAUGCCUUUUUGUCACCAUGUGAUGGCAGUGGUGGAGAAGAUGGGCUUGGGAAUGACGUAACAACAGAAGAAUUAGAGGGGAGUUCAAAUGAGUUUGUUGCCAAUGAAGAGUUUCAGCACUGCACAGUAUGUCGAACUGAAGUUGGCGGUGAUGAAGAAUAUAGAAUUUGUGGGCACAACUUUUGUCCUCACAAGUUUUACCAUGAGAAAUGUUUAACAACUAAGCAGCUUAUCUCGCAUGGCCCAUGUUGGUAUUGUCCUUCCUGUCUGUGCAGAACUUGCUUGACUGAUAAAGACGAUGAUAAGAUUGUUCUAUGCGAUGGCUGUGAUCACGGGUACCACAUCUAUUGCAUGCAGCCACCACGCUCUACCAUACCAAAUGGGAAAUGGUUCUGCCGAAAAUGCGAUAGUGGAAUUCAGCGUAUCCAGAGAGCCCGGAGGACAUACGAGCAUAUGCAAAAGAGAACCUUGGAUGGAAAACUGAAAGGCAGUGAGGCUUUGAACAAAUCUGGUGGGGUGGAUAUGCUUCUUAAUGCAGCUAAAACUCUGAAUUACGAAGAGAAUAUGGCUGCAAUGGAGUUAGACAGCUAAUUGAGCUGACAAACGCUCUUUUUAGGAGGAAAACAAGGAAGUUUAUGCUUGUACAUUACUGCAUCAUUCGAACAACUGACAUUUUUGCUACAGGCUAACUUUUGACUUCAAUCAUCCCUUUUGUAGGCAAUGGGAUCCUGCUUUUGUUCCUCAAGGUAAAUUCUGUUGUGAAAUUGUAGACACAGUGCAAGAAUCGAUUUAGGUGUUGUAGUUUGUAGUAAAUAUUCUUGUACAAGAUCAUGAUACUGAGUGUUCCGUGAUAAAUUGAUCGGAAAGAAUCGCUUCUGCCCCUGAUUUGGAGUUGAGGUAGGCUUAACUGGAUAUCCCUUGUAUUGAAUUGAAUGGGUGGUUGUUGCAAUUGUAAUAAGCUUCCCUGUUUGUUGAGAUAUUGCUAUAUUCUUGUUUAACAGCCUAAGACUAGGCCAAAUGCUCUAUUCUGUAUUUUAUGCA
Molecule: messenger RNA, 2401 nt
Organism: Salvia splendens (bonfire salvia)
Lineage: Eukaryota; Viridiplantae; Streptophyta; Magnoliopsida; Lamiales; Lamiaceae
Product: PHD finger protein EHD3
Exons: 7
Coding region: 245-1951 (568 amino acids)
Source: RefSeq, a predicted model, not a curated record